AUGGCUCCACCCAAAAAAGAUGCUUUUGCCGACUUAUUUCACUCUGCGGCUGGUACUUCCAACCUGUCUUUAGACUUGCCGAUGAAAAAUCUUUCUAUGCGUGAUCAGCUGUCCACUUCCAAUGGCCUUAACAUGUCUCGUACUGAUAUCUUAAGUCCUACGAGCUAUCGGUCGCCGCAGGGAUCGAAACCGGCUACUCCUAAGCCAACAGGUAUGCAUGAUUUAGAUCCAUUUUCUAUAUUUGAGAAACCAAGUCCGUCAAAACCAGCAUUAAACACGGUAUCACAAACGCAGAAACCGCAGCAAACAACCGUGAAAGUGGCCCCGCAUGCCAGACACCAACAACCAGAAAUAUCCUUGUUGGAUGACGAAUUUACUGAUGUUUUUGAAACACAGUCAGUUGCUAGUGCGCCAGUGUCAACCAAUACUCGUGAGGACACUUCCCUGCCCCAUCCAACUUUACCUCCGAGACCAAAGGAAAAUACCGCAGAGGAUUCUCGAGAUGAAGUUUUGGCAGGUUUGGUGGAUAUUGGGUUUUCUCUAUCUGUUUCCAACCAAGCAAUUGACGCAGUUGGUGCCGACUUACAAGCAUGUGUCAACCACAUAAUGAGCAAUGGAAAUCGACAAGACCCAACAUCCGGUAGAGGGGACUCAAGAACACCACCUGACUUGUCUGCUACAUUGCAGGACUUCUCUACUGAUUUAUUUAAGCGGGCAACGAAACUUCUAGACAAGUCAAAAAGAACAGUCAUAAAAAACAUCAACCAAUUCCAUGCGAAUCAAGGUAAAAGUGGUUCCGAUGGAUUACCUGCCUGGAUGAUAGAGCAAGACAAAUAUAAGGAAAAUGCCUCGGAACGAAAGAAAGGCGGAGGUGUCUAUGAGGAUUAUGGCGAUGACCGUGAAAACAUCAAUAAAGACGACAUACAACGUAUUAUGCGUGCCCAGAGACAAAGAGAAAAGGAAAGACAACGCGAAAGGCUCGAGAGAAAUGGAAGAGGAUCAACAUCACCUUCACCUAGUCCCGCUACUAAUAAUGUGUCUCGGUCAGAUGCUUCUUCGAAAGGCUCCUCACCAUUUGAAAAGCCGGUGCCGUCGAUCACUCGAGAAGCAAGCGAUUCGCUCCAUGCUAAUGAUAGCCAAAAAUCUGUUUCCAAGGAACAACCGCACGUAAAGCCUCCACCAGAACCUUCUGUCGAUCUUCUUGGUUUAAAUGGAUCGACUACAACGUUUAGUAGAACAGAUGACCUCAAGCAAUCUGGUGGCGAGAGCAUUUAUCAAUCACCAUCUAGAAGAAGGUCGCCAAAUUUCAAUGCUUCUACCAAGGCUCGACUCGCGACUAAUGAAGUGUUGAAUGCCUUUCAGAAAUCAGACUAUGAAACAUUCAAAGCGUCCGCAUCUACCGCAUUUAAUAACGGCAAUUACACGGAAGCUUUCGAGCGCUAUAUGCGGUGUCUAGAGGCUUUACCGGUCAAACAUGAACUACGUAUUGUCAUUCUUUCCAACCUUGCGAUUACAUUAAUUAAGGUAGGGAACUACAAGUCUGCCAAACAGAAUUGCGAUGAUGGAAUUGCUCUUGUUGGUGAGAAUGUUAACGAUGAAGAUUGGGUCAUAAACUCAAAGCCAAUCAAAUACUGGUAUCUUCGUCUUUUAAGCCGCAAAGCAGAAAGCUUGGAAAUGUUGGAAAAUUAUCCCGAAGCUUUAGAAUGCUAUUUGGAGUUAAUCACGAAGCAUAAUGUAAAUGACAAAAAAGUGAUGGAUGCGAAACGGAGAAUCAAUAAUAUAAUCAACCCGCCCAAGAAAGUCGCCAAACUGAAACCAACUGUAACAACUCCAUCAGUGAAGAAGUCCGAGCCAGAGGCGUUAAAGAGAAUCCGGGACCAGCACAGUCAAGAAAAAUUGGAGGAGGAAGAGAAGUUUAGGCUCAGUGACCAAGUGCAUGAAAAAAUCUUCGAGUGGAGCCGUGGCAAAGAAGAUAACUUGAGAAGUUUACUCAUGUCGUUGGCAGAUAUCUUGCCAGCUAGACUCGGCUUCCCAUUCAUUACAGAGAAGAAAUUGACAAUCAACGAUUUGAUGUUGACAAAGAAGGUCAAAAUCCAUUACAUGAAAGUGAUUAGCAGUAUUCAUCCCGAUAAGUUGGGGAAGUUUGACCUUGAAGAUCAGAUGAUCUGCCAGGGCGUCUUCAUUGUAUUGAACAAGGCUUGGGACACCUUCAAAGAGCAAAACAACAUUGUAUAG
Clavispora lusitaniae ATCC 42720 is the source of this 2235-nucleotide messenger RNA. It is a transcript of the gene FGR32, whose product is annotated as Fgr32p. Gene Ontology annotation, cellular component: cytoplasm; intracellular membrane-bounded organelle; vesicle. Gene Ontology annotation, molecular function: clathrin binding. Lineage: Eukaryota; Fungi; Ascomycota; Pichiomycetes; Serinales; Metschnikowiaceae. Gene Ontology annotation, biological process: clathrin coat disassembly; clathrin-dependent endocytosis. The record is from RefSeq and is a predicted model, not a curated record.